GGGAGGGGAGAACUCAGGGCUGACUGUUGUGGGAACCAGUUUAAAACCGUUGACGUGAUGCCGCCAGCGAAUUAGUUGCAGCUAGUCGGCCAAACCUUAAACAUGUCUCAAAGCGAUCGUCGGAAUUGUGUUGUUGUGAUUUGCCUUUUGGCCACACUCUCCCUGGUGUAUGCCCAGGGCACUUGGGGCGGCGGCAACGCAGCCGGCGCUGGCGCCUGGUCCAAUUCACAGCCCGGCGGAGCAGCUGGAAUGCAUCCACCCGGCAGCCUCGGUGGCCAGGAUCCACAGAUAAGCUACGGCUAUGCGGGCGUCGAUUCCCGAGGCGGGGCCUACGGCGGAGCUGCCGGCAAUGGGGGAUACUAUGUGAGCGGCACCGACGAGCAUGGACGUCCCUUCUCCUACAACGGCGGCGUCGGAGCUGGCGGACAACCGUUGCCCGGACAGCCAGGAUAUCGCAACUAUGGAUACUAUAACGGAUCUGGCGCUUUAGCCGCAUCUCUGAGCAUGGCUCUGGCCAUGGCUUUGCUUGCCUCCAGAUCAUAGAGUGCAUUCUCUAUAAGCAUCAACAAUCAUUCUAUUUUUUUUUUUAGUGUUUAUAAGUUUAAUUUAUACAAAUGAGAUACCAAAAUUUAUUGUGAGUUCUGCAGCAAUAAAAACUGAGUUUGUAUUAGGCGCUAAGCAAAUCGCAAGUUGAUUUUAUUUGAGCUGCUGCAUCAUCAUUUUUUUUUUUUAAUACGCAAUAGAAGCGUUGGGCUUUUAGAAUUCAAUUUGUAAUGAAGCCAGGCGCGUGUAAUUACAAAGUAAUUAAUGAAACUGCGAAACUCACUUGGAAGCAAACCUCACGACUAUUUUUUUUAUUUUGAAUACAUUAAAUUGCAAAUCUCUGGGAAGCAUAUUGCGUUUCUACAUUUCCAUUAAUUCCGAAAUGAGUGGCCAUUAAUUAACGUCAAUUUACGAGCACUGCAAUAACAAUGUGAAACAAUUAAUGAAUAAGAGAAUAUUUCUACCAGAUCAUUUGAUAAACUCACUAAAAUCAAGCUUGAACUUGAACUCUCUACAAAAUAUAAAUUCAGUAUUCGCAAACAUAUAAAAAGUUAACUCGAUCACAAGAAAAAA
Drosophila albomicans is the source of this 1116-nucleotide messenger RNA. RefSeq lists its product as uncharacterized. The transcript is spliced from 2 exons. The record is from RefSeq and is a predicted model, not a curated record. Lineage: Eukaryota; Metazoa; Arthropoda; Insecta; Diptera; Drosophilidae. Bases 103 to 543 code for a protein of 146 amino acids.